CAGUCUUGAGUCGCUCCUGUUCCUUCUCCUUCUUCGCCCACCGUGUUAGCAAUCCACGAAAUCUGCUUCCCCGGCGCACCGCGACCAGAAACAAAACACUCCGGAUGGGGAGGAAAUGCUCCACGAAGGAGACCGAGCCGCACCGGCGCUGUUGACCGAGCGUCUCUGAGCCGAACAUGGGCCUGAGGAGCCGCCAGCGAACCGCCGGAGCUCCGCUGAGACAGCGCAACACAAAGCGCAUGGAGGCGCGCGCUCUGGUUUAGCGUCUGCGGAUCAUUUCAACGGUUGUUUUUUUUUCUCUCUCUCUCUUCUCUCUAUUACUGACGCUGCUUGGACGCGGGAGGGCUGUUUUUAUUUUUAGUUUUUCUUCACAUUUAUCAAGACGGAUCUGACGCUCAUCAGUGCACCACCAACGGCUGGAUAAAGGAGAAGAAGACGAAGGAGGAGGAGGAAAAUGAGUGAGCAGAGCAUCUGCCAGGCAAGGGCCUCUGUGAUGGUCUACGAUGACGCCAGUAAGAAGUGGGUGCCCAUCAAGCCGGGGCAGCAGGGCUUCAGCCGCAUCAACAUUUACCACAAUACUGCCAACAACACCUUCAGAGUGGUGGGGGUCAAACUGCAGGACCAGCAGGUGGUUAUCAACUACUCCAUAGUGAAGGGUCUGAAAUACAACCAGGCCACCCCGACCUUCCAUCAGUGGCGGGACGCUCGGCAGGUCUACGGGCUGAACUUUGCCAGUAAGGAGGAGGCCACCACCUUCUCCAACGCCAUGCUGUUCGCCCUCAAUGUCCUCAGCUCCCCCGACAGCGGAGGUCCUGUAGUUCAGCGCCAAAAUGGUCCGUCCUCGGAAGAAAGUGAAGCUCAGAGGAGGAUGAUGGAGCAACAUCAGAUGCAGGCGCACAAAGAGAGGGAGCGGCGGACAUCAGGAUCAGUCGUUUCCACCCUCCAGUAUAAAGUGUCUACCCCUCCCACCCACCCAGACACUCCUCCCGAGUACAGACAAUUCAGAGCUAGCACACUGCCGCCCUCCUACGUCCGCGUGGCGUCCUCCUCCUCUCCUCCGUCUCAGGAGAAGGAGUUGGGGGCCAUUAGGGACAAGGCCCAGCUGUCGUCCCAGCUCUCCACCUCACUCGCCUCCGCCUUUUCCCCAGUCCAGACAGGAGUGAACACCCAGGGCCGACAGGUCCGUCAGAUCCCCUUAUCCCCUCCCACGGCGGCCCGCCACCUUCAGCAACAACAACAACAGCAGGACAUCCUCCUCCCCCCCAAACAUGGCACCUGGUCUGCCUCCCUCUUGCAGCAGAUGUACCCCCAGCCUUCCUCGUCCCCUCCGGUAAUGAUGCCGGUGAAGCAGGGGUUACCCCCGCAGCCAGUCCUCCCAGUAGCUCACCCACUUCCACCAGUCAGCACUAGGAUGAAGCCCCCUCCCCUUGAACCUCCCGCCGUUGGGGGCCUCAGUCAGCCGCCACACCCUCACUCCAACGGCCAGCCAGACGAUUCCUACUCUCCUCUUUCCCAGCAUCUCCCGCUCACACCGCAGUACUGCGAGGCAAUCCCCCUCCCUCCUCUGAUUGGUCAGUCAGGCCCCAACCAUCACCCCCAGAACCAGUUAACCUUCCACUCUCAGCAGCAUCUGCACCAACAACACCAGCAGCAGCACCACCAGCAGGCCCAGACCCCCACCACCAUCACCUCAUCUUCCUCAUCCUCCUCGCCCCCCUCUUACACUGCCAUGUCAGACGGGGGCUCUCCCAAGAAGACCCCCUCCCCUGUCCCCCAGCCGGCCCCCGCGGCCAGCAGCAGUGGCCAAGUCUCUGCAGGUCACCCAGCGAUGCUUUCUGUGGUCCCGCCUCCAGCCGCGGCCCCGGCCCCCAUGGCAGGUCCGCCGGCCCCGCCGCCGCCGCCGGGCCCGCCGCCCCCCAUGGCAGUGCCUCCUCCCAUGCCCCCCCCUCUGCCCACCGGCGGGGGCCCUCCUGGGGGCCCGCCUGGGGUCCAGCCUUCAGGACUGGCUGCAGCUCUGGCUGGAGCCAAACUACGGAAAGUGCAAAGGGAUGAGAGCAGCCCACCCGGCUCUGGGGGUAAAUGUGACUCCAACCGGUCGAGUGGUGGCAGCGGCGGCGGCGGCGGAGAGGGGCUUAUGCAGGAGAUGAAUGCCUUACUAGCUCGCAGACGAAAAGCUUCAGAGAAACCCGACGAAGAUGAUUCAGGUGGUCGAGGUCAGCAGAACUCAACAGAUGCUCUGAAGAAGCCGUGGGAGCGGUCCAACUCUGCGGAGAAAUCCUCGCUGGUGUCCAGAGUGAGACCCAUCGGCAGCACCGGUGAAGCCGACACAGAAUUCGACAGGAUGAAACAGGAAAUUUUGGAUGAAGUUGUGCGCGAGCUGCACAAGGUGAAAGAUGAGAUCAUUAACGCCAUCAGACAUGAAAUCGGCAGAAUCAGUACAUCCUAAUCCCGUCCCGCCAGGCGGACGAAGACGCGGCAGACGGAGGACGGACGCGCAGAUGCACAGACACGAGGACCGGGGAAUGUUCUCUCAAUGUUUCUGUUGCAGAGACGUUGCGGCAACAUUUAAGUCUGCUGGACAGCAAAAAGGAAACGGGGAAGACUGAAACGUUGUGAUUAAUUUAAGGAAAGGAGGAAACUCGGACUAGAAGUGAAGAGACGUUUGUACUGAGUUCGGUGUUGUGGUCCUCUCUGUGCACCUAGACUCAGUCAGCCCAGUGUUGCAGCUUUUUUUUUGUCUCUGUUGAGUCUUAUGAAGAAAAUAUUUUUGUUUUCUAAGUUUUUACUGUUUUAUUAUUUAAAACUGUGGUGAUAAUGAUGAUGCUGUCGAUGACAAUGAGUAUUAUUUGGUAUUAGAGAAGGACAAAGGAAUCUUGCACACCAUUUCUGUCUGCUUUUAUAUUUUCUAUGGUCGCUUUCGGUUCGUUUUUCUCCAACAAGCACAAAACGGGCGAAGCUGCAGAUGCAGACACACUCGCCCUGAAACGGCAUAUUUAAAACAAAAAAAUGUUUUUAUAACGUUGCUCAUACUGGUGUUGUACGUCUAAUCUUUUCCCUCCUUAGAUGAAAAUUACCUCUAAUCUCUCAGAACAUUUAAAAGUGCAGCCCGUUUACACUGCAAAAACACAAAAUCUUACCAAGUAUUUUUGUCUAGUUUCUAGUUCAAAUAUCUUAAUAAGUUUAA
Molecule: messenger RNA, 3184 nt
Organism: Xiphophorus maculatus (southern platyfish)
Lineage: Eukaryota; Metazoa; Chordata; Actinopteri; Cyprinodontiformes; Poeciliidae
Gene: evla
Product: ena/VASP-like protein
Exons: 14
Coding region: 455-2446 (663 amino acids)
Biological process (GO): positive regulation of actin filament polymerization; protein homotetramerization; actin polymerization or depolymerization
Cellular component (GO): cytoskeleton
Molecular function (GO): actin binding; profilin binding; SH3 domain binding
Source: RefSeq, a predicted model, not a curated record